Lithohypha guttulata is the source of this 4908-nucleotide messenger RNA. It is a transcript of the gene VPS15, whose product is annotated as Serine/threonine-protein kinase. Gene Ontology annotation, biological process: autophagy of peroxisome; macroautophagy; protein phosphorylation. The transcript has 2 exons. Gene Ontology annotation, molecular function: ATP binding; protein serine/threonine kinase activity; protein binding. Lineage: Eukaryota; Fungi; Ascomycota; Eurotiomycetes; Chaetothyriales; Trichomeriaceae. Gene Ontology annotation, cellular component: phosphatidylinositol 3-kinase complex, class III, type II; phosphatidylinositol 3-kinase complex, class III, type I; late endosome. The record is from RefSeq and is a predicted model, not a curated record. The coding region runs from base 1 to 4908 and encodes 1635 amino acids.
AUGGGUCAAGGAUAUUCUAUGGCCACGCUCUCGGCAGCGUCGGCCACUAUAGAUGUUCCUGAGCUGUCUGAUAUGACCCAAGACAAGGUUCUUGCUUCUUCCAGAUUCAUGAAAAGCAUCCGUGCCAGGAACCAGAAUGGCUUCAUCUUCGUGAAAGCUUUGAUGAAACCCUACUCCGCAUUCGAUGUUCGUGGAUAUGUCAAAAGGCUGAUCGACGAGCGAAAUAUUAUUGCAGCAAUUCCGAACGCUUUGGGCUACCAAAGAAUUGUUGAGGUCGCAACAGGUGGCUUUCUUGUCCGCCAAUACAUGUUCAGCUCUGUCUACGACCGACUGAGCACGAGGCCAUUUCUCGAAGAUAUUGAGAAACGCUGGCUCUCUUAUCAGCUCCUCUGCGCUGUCCGCGACUGUCAUGCACAAAAUCUACACCACGGCGACAUCAAGACCGAGAACUUGCUCGUCACCUCCUGGAAUUGGCUAUAUUUGACCGACUUUUCCUCCUCAUUCAAGCCUACUUCCCUUCCUGAAGACAACCCCGCCGACUUUUCCUUCUUUUUCGACACCUCGAGCCGUCGUGUAUGUUAUAUUGCUCCAGAACGUUUUCUGUCAGAAGCUUCUCAAGAUGUCGCUGAUGAGCUUAACUGGGCUAUGGAUAUGUUUAGUGUUGGGUGUGUCAUUGCAGAAAUGUUUCUCGAAGGCCCCAUCUUCACUCUCAGCCAACUCUUCAAGUACAGGUCAGGCGAUUAUAAUCCGGAACAUGCUCAUAUUAGCAAGAUCGAUGAUUCCGAGGUUCGAGCAAUGGUCCUGAACAUGAUCGAGCUUGAUCCGGAAAAACGUUAUAGUGCUGAACAACACUUGAGCUUUUACAAAUCGAAGAUAUUUCCAGAGUACUUCUACAGCUUCCUUCACGAUUACAUGAAGGACCUCACAGAUCCUGCCUCCCUGGACACUCAUAUCACCCUGAACGAGGACCUACUUCUUGAGUCUGAUCGGAAAAUUGAUAAGGUCUAUCAAGAUUAUGACAAGAUAUCGUACUUCUUAGGCUACCCAGAGACCUUGAUUACGAACGAGAAGUCACCCUCGCUCUUCAGUAAUAACAAGAGCAUACCACAUGAUCCAGGGAAGCACAUCGAUAAUGCUUUGCAUGAUGGGACUUUACUGUUUCUCACCAUUGUGUCAUCGGCAAUGCGAAACACAGCCAAAGCAUCUGCUAGACUGAAGGCUUGCGAUUUGCUUGCGUCUUUUGCUCAGAGAUUGCCCGAUGAAGCAAAGUUGGAUCGGAUCUUGCCUUAUGUGGUGGGUAUGCUUGGCGACAAGAGUGAUGCCGUCAAAUUUGCAGCUCUACACGCUACAACGUCAAUUCUCGCCUCCAUUAAAGUUGUGUCGCCAAUCAAUGCAUACCUCUUUCCCGAGUACAUCGUCCCAAGACUGCGGCAGUUUCUAAAUACUGGUAACGGUCAGCCCAGCCCUUUAGUACGCGCUGCAUAUGCAUCAUGCCUUGCCUCGAUCGCGUUGGCAUCAGGUCGAAUGCUAGACAUGAUGCAGGCUGUUCGCGCAGAUGGUAGGAUGCCGUCCGUGUCUGCAGACGCUAGGGCGCCUGACUCGCCUUCUCAUGGGUUGUACGAUAUAGCUCGAGCUGAACUUGUCCCGUUCUUCGAGGAAGCAACCAAAAUCUUGAUAACCGACCCUGACACGUCUGUACGUAGGGCACUCCUAGGCUCGAUCUCACGCCUUUGCAUGUUCUUUGAGAGCACAAAGUCGAGUGAUCUCAUACUAAGCCACUUGAACACUUACCUCAACGAAACAGAUUGGAUCUUGAAAUGUGCCUUCUACGACGCACUUGUCGGCGUGGCCACAUAUGUCGGGAUAUCAAGUCUGGAACAGUUUAUUGUGCCGAUCAUGAUCGGAUCGCUCACUGACGCGGAACAUUUUGUGGUUGAAAAGGUCAUUCGGUCUCUGGCAAGAAUGGCCGCCCUUGGUCUUUUCCAGAGGUCCGUCCUAUGGGAGCUUUCUGGAUUGAUUUCAAGGUACCUGGUACACCCUAGCAUCUGGAUCAGAGAGGCUGCUGCUCAGUUCGCCGAACAAGCGUGCAAAUUUCUCUCGACUGCGGAUCGUUAUUGUAUCGUGUUGCCCAUCCUUCAACCAUUUUUAAAGGCACCGCUACUCGAGUUCUCUGAAACAGGCAUCCUGGACAAGCUAAAAGCCCCAUUCUCUCGCGCAAUAUUUGAUGCCGCUGUGCUGUGGGCCACGAAGCGGGAGAGAAGCCUGUUCUGGACAGCUGCCAGUCAAGAUCAUAAUUACAUGAUAGCACGAUCGGACUCAUCGUUUGUAACAUCGAACUUCACUAAACGGUUCCCUCACCGCAUACCACCAUCUCAUAAAGACAGAGACGACCAACAAUCACUAGAGACAUUGAGGAAUUUCGGACUGACUCCUGAUGAUGAAGUCAAGCUCAUGGCUCUUCGUCAAUACAUUCUCAAGUAUUCUCAGCACAGAUUAGACGACGACGCGGAUGACAGGCAGCGAAUGCUGAACAAUAUAGUGUCGCUCUCCCAACUUGAUAUUACACCUCAGAAUGUCUUUUUCGAUACGGUUCAGCCGUACCGUCCAGCAAGGAAAGGAAAGACUCCGUCUAAAGUUGCAGACAAAGAGACAUCUCGCAGUAUUGCUGAUGCUUUGCUGGACGCGUCUGUCACUCUUGAUCAACAGCGACGUUCUGAUGACCCGCCGAGUCGAGAUUCGCGUGAUAAAGCACAGUCUUCCAAUGCACACGCCAGUGACGUGGAACAUUCCCCAGGUGACAGCGCAAUACUUUCAGCCAGAAAUGGUAGUUUCGAUAGACCAAACAUCAGAAUUGAAGGUCUGAAGGCUGAGCCUGCGAGAAGGUCGUCUUCUGUGGGAGGAAGACACGCCUUGCUUGAUGCUGAUCGUCUGUCAGUCGAUCGUCGAGGUUCGACAGAGGUCAAGCACAAAAACAGUCACUUCAACCUGCUCGGCCGUGCAGAAACUAUAAAAGCUAAUCCAGAAAUUUCAACUACGCAAGAAAACGCUUUCGGUAAACUUGACCGAUCCCCGUCAGACAUGAUCGGAGUCAAGGAAUCGUCUUUGACACGAAGCCUCAGUGCUAUGGAAAAGGCACGGUCCGGGUCUCCUGGAAGUCAGACGUCUGGCCUUGAAGGCUUCGAGGCUAAUCACUCAUACACUGGCAAGGAGCCUACAGUCUUGCGACUGUUAGGCAAUCAUCUGCACGAUAAUUUCCCUGUAGAUCUCUUCGACUUCGGAGCGCCCAGAAAUGCAAGCCAGAUCGAGACGCCCAUCAAAUCUGCAACGACGCCAUCGCCACCACAGACAGCUACUGCUCCUGCAUCGCAGAAUGGCAACAAACAUCCUUGGCAGCCUUCAGGCUUGUUGCUUGCUCAAUUGGUAGAGCAUACGGCCGCCAUUAACAAAGUUGUCGUCGCACCAGAUCACGCAUUCUUUGUCACAGCUUCCGACGACGGAUCUUGCAAGGUAUGGGACACGGCAAGGUUAGAAAAGAAUGUCUCUGCGCGAUCGCGUUAUACCCAUCAGCAUGCUGAUGGAACACGAGUCAAGUCGCUCUGCUUCAUCGAAGACACGCACACUUUUACCGAGUCAAACGACGUGACGAAAUUUAGUCGGCCAGUCCUAGUUAGAGAUUGGCAGAUACCUCAACAACUAGACACCACAAGCGGUGAGCUAGAUGGUGAAGUCGUUCAGAAGGAGUAUGCUGUAUGCAUGCACCACUUUCGAGAGCCCAAUUCACAGAGUAUCCUGCUCAUUGCCACUAGUCUCUGCAGAAUCCUGAUGGUUGAUAUGAAGAACAUGGAGAUUAUUCGUAGCAUGCACAACCCAUUUCAGCACGGCACGCCUACCACGUUCUGUAUCGACAAGAAACACCAUUGGUUGCUCCUUGGGACAAGUUACGGUAUCCUUGACCUGUGGGAUUUACGAUUCAAGCUCAGACUUCGCUCCUUUGGUAUUGGUGGCCAAGGUGCUGGUCAACGAGUCGAAAAACUCCUUCUACACCCUAGUCGUGGCCAUGGUAGAUGGGUGAUCGCUAGUUGUGGAGGCGAAAUCAGUAUCUGGGAUAUUGAGAAGCUGACAUGUAGGGAAGUGAUACGUCCUUCAUCAUUUCAGGACGACCCUAGCCGGAAGGUGAAGAACUACGAGCCGUGGUUUCCAGACGAGGAAAGCAGUGAAAGCUUGCUCAAGCGUUUCUCAACCAGGUUGGCGAGUGAUGAGGCUGUGGUUCAACCAUCUAUGACUUCAAAGGACGAUGAAAAGGUCGUUACAGGCGCAGGUGCAGAGGAAACCUCCGCCCUAGAAAGUGCUCAUUCUCAGAGUAUCACAUCACUGGCUGUAUUCACAGAUUAUAUCAUCAACCAAGCUCAGCCUGAAAACCCCAGCAAGGUAAGCCUGAUGCUCAGUGCUGGGCAAGACCGGACAGUGCGAUACUGGAACCUGGCAAACAUCGACCAAAGCACAAUCGUUAGUGGUCCCGUCGUUAAUGUCGUCGGCGAAGAAAACAAUACCAAAGCACGAUAUGAAACCAGCUGGCCUACAAGCAUGAGUCUAUCCGGACUCGUUCAGCUUGUCGAGGAAAAGCUCAGUGACACAAGUCAGAAUGACCUGAAGGACGGCGCAGGGAGUGCUAGGAACACUCCUAGGAAGAAGCGGGACGCGACCGCUAGAGGCGGUAAAAAUAAUGGAGACGCCGCUACUAAGGGUAGCACGAGCGGUAAGACACCUCGGAAUGCCAUCAUUAGUGCAGCGCAAGAGCAGUUACUUAAAACUCAUCUUGAUGAUAUCACGGACGUUUGUCUGCUGCGCAGGCCGUAUGGGUGUAUCGUUAGUGUUGAUAGAGGCGGAGCUAUCUUUGUGUUUCAUUGA